CCCUGCAAGGCGAGUUCCAGAGGAAGCUUUACAAGGAGCUGGUGAGGAACUACAACCCGUUGGAGAGGCCCGUGGCCAACGACUCGCACCCGCUCACCGUCUACUUCUCCCUGAGCCUCCUGCAGAUCAUGGACGUGGAUGAGAAGAACCAAGUUCUAACCACCAACAUCUGGCUGCAAAUGUCUUGGACAGAUCACUAUUUACAAUGGAAUAUGUCAGAAUAUCCGGGGGUGAAGACUGUGCGGUUCCCAGAUGGCCAGAUUUGGAAGCCAGACAUUCUUCUUUAUAACAGUGCUGAUGAGAGAUUUGAUGCCACAUUCCACACCAAUGUGCUAGUGAAUUCUUCUGGGCAUUGCCAGUACCUCCCUCCAGGCAUAUUCAAGAGCUCCUGCUACAUUGAUGUGCGCUGGUUCCCCUUCGACGUGCAGCAGUGCAAACUGAAGUUUGGGUCCUGGUCCUACGGAGGGUGGUCUUUGGACCUCCAGAUGCAGGAGGCAGACAUCAGUGGCUACAUUCCAAAUGGAGAAUGGGACCUUGUGGGAAUCCCAGGCAAGCGGAGCGAGAAGUUCUACGAGUGCUGCAAAGAGCCGUACCCAGAUGUCACCUUCACGGUGACCAUUCGUCGCAGGACCCUCUACUAUGGCCUCAACCUGCUCAUCCCCUGCGUGCUCAUCUCCGCCCUGGCCCUGCUGGUCUUUCUGCUCCCUGCAGACUCUGGGGAGAAAAUCUCCCUCGGGAUAACGGUUCUGCUGUCUCUCACUGUCUUCAUGUUGCUGGUGGCUGAGAUCAUGCCUGCGACUUCGGACUCAGUGCCCUUAAUAGCCCAGUACUUCGCCAGCACCAUGAUCAUCGUGGGCCUCUCUGUGGUAGUCACCGUGAUCGUGUUGCAGUACCACCACCACGACCCUGAUGGUGGCAAGAUGCCCAAGUGGACUAGAAUCAUCCUCCUGAACUGGUGCGCAUGGUUCCUGCGCAUGAAGAGGCCGGGGGAGGACAAGGUGCGCCCGGUCUGCCAGCACAAGCAGCGCCGCUGUAGCCUGGCCAGCGUGGAGAUGAGCGCGGUGGCGGGGCCCCCGGCCACCAACGGCAACCUGCUCUAUAUCGGCUUCCGCGGCCUGGACGGUAUGCACUGUGCCCCCACCCCGGACUCGGGGGUUGUGUGCGGCCGCCUGGCCUGCUCCCCCACGCACGAUGAGCACCUGCUCCACGGCGGGCAGACCUCCGAAGGGGACCCGGACCUGGCCAAGAUCCUGGAGGACGUCCGCUACAUCGCCAACCGCUUCCGCUGCCAGGACGAGAGCGAGGCGGUACGCAGCGAGUGGAAAUUCGCCGCCUGCGUGGUGGACCGCCUGUGCCUCAUGGCCUUCUGCGUCUUCACCAUCAUCUGCACCAUCGGCAUCCUCAUGUCCGCGCCAAACUUCGUCGAGGCCGUCUCCAAGGACUUCGCUUAGCGUGGUCCUCGUCCCCAGCCUGCAGGAAGCGCGUUGGCUUGGGGACAAUUGGGGGGCACUGAUCCCAUUGCAGCGUUCAACGGGAGGGCAUCCGUGUACCCGAUCGCUGUCAAUCACGUCUGUUACAGUUUCCUUGUCACUUUCAGUAAUGCAACGUCAGCACGUUUUUGUUGAAUCCUUUCAGAUCCGUGGAGCGUCCUCUGGGUCCACAGGACCACUGAGAGAGGUCAUUUUGCCCAUCCCUCCUGAUGAGCCCUGCAUAUAGAGGUGGGUGGCUCAGGUCUGCGAGGGAGGCCUGCCCAGUGGGUUUGCAUGCCUGCAUGUCACGUGCCAGGAAGGCCUACAUGACAAUCCAACUAAGCUUUUCCCUAUGUACAAACCUAGAUUGAAACUCCUACUAAUAAUAAACCACACUCGCUAAAUCCAUUCAAAUAAUUGACUGGUGAAAGGAAACAAAACUAAACCAAACUGAAACUAAAAACCCAACGGCUGGUUCUGCUAUAAUUUAGAUUUUAUUUAUCAAAGACAGGUGGUAGAGAGAAACAGUUUUAUGCUGUUUCUGCGUAUUUUGUUUUUGUUUGUUUUUUUAAGAGGGAGAAAGACAUAGUUGGUCUUGUAAAUUAUGCUUUUACCAGUCUGAUUUCUGCCAACCUACCCUGUCAAGGGAAGAACCCGAACCCGACAAGUCCGGGAUUUCUGUAGAUUGCAGGCGACUCCCAAGUUUUCUGUGCUGCCCCCAGACACUGGGCAGUUGAGUAAGUCUGCUCUAUUCUGCAAAACGCAAAGGGCCGUAGAUUCUAUUACAAUUACCAGCCCAAUGUAAUAGCUAAAGCUACAUUAAACCAUCUGUGUGAUUUUUUUUAAUAAUGCUUUGACAGUUCAUAUGUACCGAAGUUGAUUAGUCUUAGAAAUUUGUGGAUCCAUUUAACAUGAAAGUACCCCAUGCGUUUUU
Messenger RNA from Hipposideros armiger (great roundleaf bat), 2403 nucleotides. Its product is annotated as neuronal acetylcholine receptor subunit alpha-7. The transcript is spliced from 9 exons. The record is from RefSeq and is a predicted model, not a curated record. Gene Ontology annotation, molecular function: transmembrane signaling receptor activity; acetylcholine-gated monoatomic cation-selective channel activity. Gene Ontology annotation, biological process: monoatomic ion transmembrane transport. Gene Ontology annotation, cellular component: postsynaptic membrane. NCBI's taxonomy places the organism in Eukaryota, Metazoa, Chordata, Mammalia, Chiroptera, Hipposideridae. Bases 129 to 1451 code for a protein of 440 amino acids.